UCCAAUCCUAGAUUUCAGUCUGUUUGCAAACUCGGACAGAAAAGAACGUCCUCUUUGCUCAAUUAUAUCUUGAUAAAAAUUUAGUCUGUUACACGUUGAGUUUUUUUUUUAAAGAAGUGAAAAAUAUUUCGCUAAUUUUUUGACAGUAAAGAAAUUGUAAUUGAAAAGAACUUUUGAAACAUGGCGGACGUAGAUAGUGUAGUGUACACGACAACGGAACGAAAAGUUCGUAAAGUGAAGAAAACUUCUAAGCGACGUGAAAGCCACGAUCAGAAUGCAGAAGUUACUAUUACCGAGAUGGAAAGUACACCGAAUCAUCACCGAGCCAUAGAAGAUGUUGAUGACUAUACAAAGGCAAUGAAUAAAGACUGGCAUAGUGGACACUUUUGCUGCUGGCAAUGCGAUGAAUCACUAACAGGACAACGAUAUGUCUUAAGAGAUGAACAUCCUUACUGCAUAAAGUGUUAUGAAAGCGUUUUUGCAAAUGGAUGCGAAGAAUGUAAUAAGAUCAUCGGAAUCGAUUCAAAGGAUCUCUCUUAUAAGGAUAAACAUUGGCAUGAAGCUUGCUUCCUGUGUAAUAAGUGCAGAGUAUCUUUGGUUGAUAAGCAAUUUGGAAGCAAGGUAGAUAAAAUCUAUUGCGGUAACUGUUAUGAUGCCCAAUUUGCUAGUCGAUGUGAUGGUUGCGGUGAAAUCUUCCGAGCUGGUACUAAGAAAAUGGAAUAUAAGACACGACAGUGGCAUGAAAAAUGUUUUUGUUGCGUUGUUUGUAAAAAUCCUAUUGGUACAAAAAGUUUUAUUCCACGUGAACAAGAAAUCUAUUGCGCUGGAUGUUAUGAAGACAAAUUCGCCACUCGAUGUGUUAAAUGCAACAAGAUUAUUACUGCUGGUGGUGUGACGUACAAGAAUGAACCAUGGCAUAGAGAUUGCUUCACAUGCAGUCAUUGCAACAAUUCGUUAGCAGGUCAACGAUUUACAUCACGAGACGAUAAACCCUAUUGCGCUGAAUGCUUUGGUGAGCUCUUCGCUAAAAGAUGCACAGCAUGCAGUAAACCAAUUACAGGAAUUGGUGGAACACGUUUCAUUUCCUUUGAAGACAGACAUUGGCACAACGAUUGUUUUAUUUGUGCAGGGUGCAAUACUUCUUUGGUUGGUCGUGGAUUCAUCACCGACGCUGAAGAUAUUAUUUGUCCUGAAUGUGCUAAACAGAAAUUGAUGUAAAUUAUUCAUGUUAAUUGAUGUAUAAAAUGCAGAUGAGAGUAACGUUAAAUAAAUAUAGUUGACAUCCUCUCACAGCAACCGGAUAUUCAACAGAUAUUAAAGUACGUCCCUACGAUAUCCUUUAAUAUUUUGUGACAUCGUGACACAAAAAUAUCUUGCAUACUCUAACGACGUGCGAGUAUCAGUCCACACUGAAAAAAUUAGGUAUCGCUGCCUUCUCUGCCAGUACUGCUGCUGUGGAAUUCAAGAUAUAGCUGUUCUCUUCGAUUUCGGUACAGAUACUUUAUUUUAUUGGAACGCUGUCACAUUGUGAAGAAAAGCAGCAAUACUAUUUUAUCGGUAAAGCAGCUGUCCUGAAAUAAGAGAGAUCGCUGCUAACCCUCGUGAUGCGUCUGCGCACCCGAAUACUGAACAGCAUCAACACUCAAGGCCAGGGAGUGCAGCGCUACGACCACUCAGCUGUCAGAAACACCUAAUUUUUUCAGUGCAAUAUUAUCUGAAUAUCUGUUUUCUGUUAAGGUCUUUUUUCUUUUAAAUUCAAUAACCAAGAGGAUUCCCACAAAGUACAAAAUAUUGAGUCAACAUUGCUAACAUUUUUCAAUAUUCUCGAUAUGUCAGCUUCUGUCAAUAUUACCGUGAAAUGUUGACAUUGUGUUGCCUUGUAAGGAUGUUAUUAUGAUCCAUGUUACAGUCGACAGAACAUCAACAGUAAAAAUAACAUAAAAAAUUUAAUUAUAAAUUUAAUUUACUUAAACGAAUGUAAUUAAGCGAGAAGAAUAAUAACAUUAAAUCGUAUACAUUUUACUGAAAUAUUUACACAAAAUGACGUGAAAAAAGUACUUAAAUAUUGUAGCAAUGUUUACACAACACAACCUACUAUGUGGAUUAAAGUGAAAAGAUCUCAUUCAUUUGUAACAAGCACUGCAAUUUUAUUUAAAGCUUUUCAAGAAUGUACUUUUUAAAAAAAUCACUAGAGUUCCUUGCUUUUGAUUUGUUUUUAAUAACCUAAGACACCUCGUGCCACAUUCUCAUAAUAUAUGAUGAGAUUUAUUUCGAUAAUUUCAAUAUUUAUGAAUAAAUUAAUAAGUUAAAAAAGGUAGUCUAUCAUCAUAAUUCAUAUUUAGUAAAAGUUGUAUAAUAGUUUUAUUCUUCUGAGCAAAAAGUAUGUAUUUUAAAUUAUACAAAAUAACUGAGCUUUCGCUCUAUGAUGCAGAGACUCCUCAGAGUAUUAACAAACUAUUAAACGUAGGAUUUCUAAGAUUUUUUCUUUUGCAGAGUAUAUUUAAAAAUUUCAGAAAUCCAAUCUAAAAGUCACCUAUAAUGUGUUAAAAUUCAAAAUCGUUGCAAAAAAUUAUGUACAUUUCUUAGAAAGAUUGAUUGUAAAACUACAAAACAUAAUUUUGUAAUUUUUGAAAAUAUUACAAAACAUUUUACAAAUAUAUUUAUGUAUAAAUAUAUGAGGAGGUGCUUGUAAGAAAAGUCAUUAAAUAAAAUAUAGAACAACAA
Leptopilina boulardi is the source of this 2724-nucleotide messenger RNA. RefSeq names its product four and a half LIM domains protein 2 (gene Lmpt). Gene Ontology annotation, cellular component: Z disc; nucleus. The coding region runs from base 181 to 1218 and encodes 345 amino acids. The record is from RefSeq and is a predicted model, not a curated record. Lineage: Eukaryota; Metazoa; Arthropoda; Insecta; Hymenoptera; Figitidae. Gene Ontology annotation, molecular function: transcription coregulator activity. The transcript is spliced from 6 exons.